AUGCUUGAUGAUAACAGCAUACCUCAUAAUUCAAGGUUUAAAUCCUUCUAUAAUGUUGUCUUCAUUGAUGAGAAGUGGUUUUAUAUUACAAAAAACAUCAAUUAUUAUUUGCUUGUGGGUGAAGAUGAUGGUCACAAAACAUGUAAAAAUAAAAAUUUUGUACCCAAAGUUAUGUUCUUAGCUGCGGUGACUCGACCACGACUUGAUAAUGAAAGAAAUGUGUCAUUCUCAGGGAAGAUUGGUCUAUAUCCAUUCGUGUAUGAACAGCUGGCCAAUAGGAGUAGUGUCAAUAGAGGGGCUGGGACAAUGGAAAAGAAACCCAUAAUUUCUUUGACUAGAGAGGUAAACAAGAUGUACUUAAUUGACAAGGUUUUACCUGGCAUUAAGAAUUCAUGGCCAAUUGAAGAUGUAGGGGACACAAUUUUCAUACAGCAGGAUAAUGCAAGAUCUCAUAUCAACCAAAAUGAUGAAGAUUUUCGCAAAGCAACAAGUGAAGGUGAAUUUGACAUUCAACUUAUUUGCCAACCAUCAAACUCUCUUGACUUAAAUAUAUUGGACUUGGGUUUCUUCAAUGUCAUUCAGACUCUACAACAAAAGCAUGUGAUGAAGUCAAUUGAUGAUAUUAUUAGCAUGGUUGAAAAAGCAUUCUAUGAAUUUUCUUCUAUACAAUCGGAUAAAAUUUUCUUAACACUUCAAUCAUGCAUGAUAGAAAUAAUGAAGGUCAAGGGAAGUAACAAGUACAAAGUUCCUCAUAUGAAGAAAGAUUCACUAUCUAACCAAGUCGGAAUACAAAAUCAAUAA
Lotus japonicus is the source of this 801-nucleotide messenger RNA. RefSeq lists its product as uncharacterized. The record is from RefSeq and is a predicted model, not a curated record. Gene Ontology annotation, molecular function: nucleic acid binding. Bases 1 to 801 code for a protein of 266 amino acids. NCBI's taxonomy places the organism in Eukaryota, Viridiplantae, Streptophyta, Magnoliopsida, Fabales, Fabaceae. The transcript has a single exon.